Dentiscutata erythropus is the source of this 176-nucleotide messenger RNA. Lineage: Eukaryota; Fungi; Glomeromycota; Glomeromycetes; Diversisporales; Gigasporaceae. The record is from the annotation of a GenBank genome assembly.
CAAAAACUAUGAAAGCGAAACUUAUUAAAAUUUUAUAUUCAGAAAAAAUGGCCACACUUUCUAAUGAAUUUGAUACUGUGCUUGAAUUUCCAUCCUGUAAAUAUCCUGAUGUAAUUAAGUGGGGUUAUAUAUUCAAAGAUUUUAAAGCAAAGAUUGAAGCAUGUUUUAAAAUUCCG